This is a messenger RNA of Rattus norvegicus (Norway rat), 11557 nucleotides long. RefSeq names its product Scm polycomb group protein like 4 (gene Scml4). The record is from RefSeq and is a predicted model, not a curated record. Gene Ontology annotation, cellular component: nucleus. Lineage: Eukaryota; Metazoa; Chordata; Mammalia; Rodentia; Muridae.
UCUCUCUAGGCUGCUGGGAGGACUUCCAACUAACCGGAACUUUGGAGUCCAGACUAUUCCCGUCCUGUGCAGCAGAGGAAUGUGGUCUGAGGGCUGACAGUCUAUCUUGGUGGCAUGUGUGCAUAAAAUUUAGACUAUAAGACCACGUCACAUCUUCUCCACCCUUGGGUGGGGGUGAUUUUCUUCCCCUGACUGCAAGGAAACUCUGGGUAAUUGUUCAUCGUUGCAAAGUUGUCAGAGGACUCUGAAAUCACGGAACUGAUCAAUCCCAAAGGAUCUAGGCUGGGGGGCUGUGAUCAACUACAAGAGCAGCUGAAGGGGGAAAGCACUGGUUCUGGCUCACGGUUCCAGGGUGGAGUCAGACCGUCAUAGUGGGGAAGUGAAGAGGGCAGGAGCUGAUCAGGGUGCACCAGAAGUCAGGGAGCAGAGAACAGCAAAUGUUAGGGCUCUGCUCUCGUCCUGUUGUACAGACCACAGCUUUCCUCCCAGCGAAGGCUGCCAUCCACAGCUAAGAUGGGUCUUCCCACAUUGAUGAAUGUAAGACUGUUGGGGUCUGACUUCCCCAACCCCCAGCACAGCUGUGGCCAUCUUGUUCCAGGCCUGCCAGCUGUUUCCUACUGUUGCUGUAACACGGCUAUCAGUCAUUGACACAGAGAAAUAACCUAACUCAGAGCAAGGUCAUGCUGACCACAGACCGUAUUCUGUGUUCUGUUCUGUAGGUUCUGAGGUUUGUUACUCUGAAGGAAUCCCACAAAGCUUUACAUAGAACCCGUCGAGGUAAAGGUCAAUAUGAACUGUUGUGGUUUAAGUCAGAGCUGACCACCAGGUAGAACCUUCUGUGCCUGCGUGUGAGCUCUUUGUGUGUGUGUGUGUGUGUGUGUGUGUGUGUCUGUGUGUGUGUCUCUGUGUGUGUGCGUGUGCGUGUGUCUGUGUGUGUCUAUGUGUGUAUGUGUGUGUGUCUGUGUGUGUAUGUGUGUCUGUGUGUAUGUGUGUGUGUCUAUGUGUCUGUGUGUGUAUGUGUGUAUGUGUGUGUGUCUGUGUGUGUAUGUGUAUGUGUGUGUAUGUGUGUAUGUGUGUGUGUCUGUGUAUGUGUGUGUGUCUGUGUGUCUGUGUGUGUAUGUGUGUGUGUCUGUGUGUAUGUGUGUGUGUGUUUUGUGGCAGACACUGCAGAAUGCUACUAAUAAGCCGAAAAGUUAUGAUAAUAAUAUCAUGUUCUGUCAUCUCAGUGUUCUGAAAUUCCCCUGUUCACCACCCACCCACCACCCCUUACCUUACUCAGGACCAAUCAGCCUCAAGGUUAGCUCAUGAUACUUUACCUAAAAGCCAGUUGCUCCCCUCCUUGCCUUUUACUCUUUGGAACCUGAUUUUCCUAUAAAAAGCCUGCCCUGAAAACAGACUGGUACCACAAUUAGGCUCUUGCCUCCUUUUCGUGGUCCUGAUCUGAUCAGUAUUAGGAUGUGCGUUCAAUAAACCAUCUGGUUCUGACUGAGAUGGACGUUCACGUGGUUUGUGGAGCGACUCCUAGAAAACAAUGAAGACCAAACUGUCAUGCCCUGUGUCAGCUUUUCUAAGGCUAUGAUGAAACACCACAAUCAAAAGGCAAGUUGGGGAGGAAAGGGUUUAUUUGGCAAUGUAGUCUAUCAGUGAAUGAAGUCAGAACAGGAACUCAAGUCAGGUGAUGCGGAUACAGUAUCCUUUCUGUGGCCUCCGAACCAUAGUGAACUCAGGUUACAUGGGGUUAACUUUUCGCAAGAUCUUGGCAUGAGACUCUCAGAGAUACAUAGUUUCAUUUCUCAAACCCUUGUUACACUGAUCAAACAGAGGCUCAUAGGACUUGACCAGGAGCACACAAUUCAUGCUUCCCUCUGUUCUGGAAGUCUGUCCUCUGGAACCAGCUCUUCCUCAACUAUGGAUGAAAUUUAGGACAAAUCUUGGGACUCUCCCAGUCCCUUUCGUGCUACAAAACGUUCCUAUUCAACAACUAAAUGUGUUCGGAUCAGUGUGAUCUCUAACUCAGUUUCCCUCAGAUUUCACUGCUGUGUUGUCAGUUUCCAAGUCGCUUGCCUGCAGUGGUGAAGGUGGGUGUGGCUGGCUCCUUCCAUCAAUCCUUGGCCCCUCCCACACCUAGCAAACCCUGCUUGAUUUCAGAACACUUCAUAGUAGCUUGGGGAAUGGGCUGGAGAGAUGGCUCAGUGGUUAAGAGCAACAACUGCUCUUCCAGAGGUCCUGAGUUCAAAUCCCAGCAACCACAUGGUGACUCACAGCCAUCUGUAAAGGGAUCAUAUGCCCUCUUCUAGUGUGUCUGAAGACAGCUACAAUGUACUUAUAUAUAAUAAAUAAAAAAUCUUAAAAAAAAAAAAAGAAGCUUGGGGGAUGAGGAAAGAGAAGAGGCCACUGGUCUUAACUCGACAGGCCCUGCUGAGUACAGCAUGACAUUGUGUUCUAUGUUUCCGGCAAAGGUUUGAAACUGUCAUCUGUGGACUCACUUUACCAUCUGUCACCUGUGAGCUCCUUGACAUGGACAAAUGUUUGCUGCUUUUUCUAGAUAGUUAUAUAUGUUGCCUUUGGGGAUCGACUCUAGUCUCUCUCUCUCUCUCUCUCUCUCUCUCUCUCUCUCUCUCUCUCUCUCUCUCUCUCUCUGGUCCUGGUACGUCAUGGCCUUGACUUGAACACGAGGGCAAGUAUCCCACCUCAGCCCAUGGAUUUCUGAGGUAGGGUCUAGAACUGGUGGUCCUCCUGACUCCUGUGUGGUGAGAUUUCAGGAGAGUGCCACACUGACACCUGUCCUGUGGCACGGACCUGUUCCUUGAGAAACACAUAGUCUUUCUUUGCUGCAAAUACCUCACCAGGCAGGCUGAGCUCCACAGGGUGGCCCUCUUUUCCUCUGCCAGCUGUCUGUAGUCUACCAGAUUUUCCAAGGGACUCAGAUAGUAAUUGAGUAUAUAACCCAAGCUCCAGGGGACAGAUACCAAACCAUUCCCAAGGCCAUGUUAAAGCCAUUGGGAACAGACUGGGAACUUCUCUGUAUUUUGGUUUCCAGUCAGCCUUUAGGUCAGCCUCGUCAAUCUGGCUCAUACAGUAGAUGCGGGCAAUUUUUUUCCUGGAGUAAAACUGGACUCACUCCCUGCCCCCUCUGUGUGAGAGAAGGAUGUGGUAUUUAUUGAUGAAUAUGAUUAACAGGAGGGUCAGUGAGAACCCCCCAGAGCACAGGGCCUGCCGCUUAUCUAAAGGAUCCAUGAUUGGGGAUGUAUUUGUCCCCACGACUGCCAUGAAUGAGUUGCUGGCAAAGCCCAGAUCUUUGAGAUUUGUCCCCUGGGCAUCCAAGGAACCUGAAGUUGUUCUUUCAUGGGACCACAGUGACAUGUUCUCUUUCCUCAACUUGGUGCAGAUGCAUAUGAGGAUUCGGCCAUUGUGAAUGGUGCCUACUGGCCCUGGGGCUUCCUAAAGGCCGUCUGAAGGUUACCAGUGCCAACACUGGACAGUAAACAAUGCUAAAAGGUGAAAACUUUUUACAUGAAAGCUAUCUUGCUAAGAUCAGCUGUACGCAGACCUGUAAGAGCAUUUUCUUAAUAGUGAUUGAUGGGAGAGGGACUAUCGCUGGGCUGGUGGUCCUGGGUUCUAUCAGAAAGCAGGCUGAGCAAGCCGUAAGGAGCAAGCCAGCAAGCAGCACCCCCCAUGGCCUCUGCAUCAUCUCCUGCUUCCAGGUUCCUGUCCUGAUCUGACUUUCUUCAAUGAUGGACCACAGUGUGGAGGUGUAAGCCAAAUGAACUCUUUCUUUCCCAGAUUCCUUUUUUUGUUUGUUCUUUGUUUUACACAAUGGGGCUUCUUUGAGUAGCCCUAGCUAUCCUGGAACUUGCUCUGUAGACCAGGCUGGCCUGGAACUCAGAGAUCUGCCUGCCUCUGCCUCCCAGAUUCCUUUUGCUCGCGAUAUUUCAUUGCAGCAAUAGAAAGUCUAACUUAGCCAAGGGUAUGUAUGUGUGCAUGGGGGUCCACAUGUGUGCAUGUGCAUGAAGGUCAAAGCACCACACAGAGAGUCUUUCUCAGUUCCUCGCCACCAUUUUUCAACUAUUGAUUCCCCGUGAACUCCACAGCAUGCAGUCUUUUUUUUAAAUUUUUUAUUAUUUUUUUAUGUAUAUGAGUAGUACACUGUAGCUAUCUUCAGACACACCAGAAGAGGACAUCGGAUCCCAUUACACAUGGCUGUGAGCCACCAUGUGGUUGCUGGGAUUUGAACUCAGGACCUCUGGAAGAGCAGUUGGAGCUCUUAACCACUGAGCCAUCUCUCCAGCCCCACAGCAUGCAGUCUUAAUUCUACUCAUCUCCUGGUCCCUCUGCUUCUGCUCUCCACCCUAAAAGAUAUCAGCAAAACACAACAUAUCAAAAUCUUGUCACAGGAGCUGCAGUGUGUCCCACAGUCUACCCUGUUGCCCACACAGCUUCACUUGCAAAUGUUCACUGGAAUGAGUCAUUGGUCUGGUUCGAGGCCUCUGGCUUCGGUUACACCAUCAAUACUGGGGCCUCACUGGGACUCCUCUUGGAUAUCCAGUUGUUGCCCUGUGUCAUGGAGACCCUGCAGCUUUGGAUCUGCAGGACCCGCCCCUUUACACCCUCCAGCAGUUCACAGAUGGGGUGGAUGUUGGGUUGGGCCAACACCAAGCCCUGCAUCUGGGCCUGUGUGGUAGCUGAGUUGGUCAGCCUUCCAGCUCCCCCACACCCACACCACAGAGCCAGCUCUCCAGCACUGCCUCAGGCAAGCUCACCCAGUGUCACAGCUGGCAAGGGGCAGGGCCAGCUCUCCCGCUCUCGUGCCCUCGAGGCCAGCUCAUCCAAAUGCUGCCCAGGUGAGGGGCAGGUGCUGCAGGCAGCAAGGGUCAAGUGGGAAAGGGUUUCUCUCCCUCAAUCACAACAAGGGCAGACAACGGGCGGGGUCAGCUCUCACACUCUCAUACCCCAGGGCAGCUCACCCCCAGCCCCAACCAGGCAGGUCUCUGUGUGUCUUCUGCCUUCCCUCUCCCCCAUGAGAGGGCCACUCCUCUCCACUUUUGUAUUAAGAGAAAAGAUUCAUUUUCUUUUUAAUUAUAUGUAUAUGUGUGUGAGCGCAAGGCCCCUAGGAGUCCAGAGAGGGCAUUGGAUUUCCUGGAAUUGCUCACAGGAGGUUGUGAACUGCCUGAUAACUGUUGCCAAGAACAUAACCAUGGCUCUUCAGAAGACCAGAGCUGCUCUUAGCGGCUGAGGGGCUUCUCUAGCGGAGUCACCUUAUUUUCUCAGAGACUCUUCCUGAACUUGGAGCUCACUGGUUAGCUUAUGAACAAGUGUGAGCGAGAGAGUGUGUGCAUGUGUGUAUAUGUUCAUGUGUAAGUGUAUGUGUUUGUGUGAAAGUGUAUAUGUGUGAGCAUAUGUGUUUGUAAGCGUGUGUGUUUGUGUGAGUGUGUAUGUUGGUGUGUGUGCAUGUUUGUGUGUGUGUGUUUGUAUGAGAGAGUGUGAGAGUGUUGUGUAUGCGUAUGUGUUUAGGUAUAUGUGAGCGUGUUGUAUGUCUGUGUGUGUUUGUGUGAGUGUGUGUUUGUGUGAGAGUGUGAGAGAGUAUUGUGCAUGCGUGUAUGUUUGUGUGUGAAUGUGUUUGUGUGCAGGUGUGUGCACGUGUAUGUGCUUAUGUGUGUGUGAGAGUGUGAAUAUGUGUAUAAGUGUGUGUGAGUGAGUGUGUUUGUGUGCACGUGUGUGCACUUGUGUUUGUGUGUGUGAAGGAGUGUGAGUAUGUGUAUAAGUGUGUGUGAGUGAGUGUGUUUGUGUGCACGUGUGUGCACUUGUAUGUGCUUGUGUAUGUGAGAGAGUGAGUGUGUAUGUGUGUGUGAAUGAGUGUUUGUGUGCAUGUAUAUGCACUUGUGUUUGUGUGUGUGUGAGUGUGAUGUGUGUGUCUGUACUGUGGCGAGGGUUGUGAGUGUGAAUAUAGGAGCUCUGGGAUUCUGACUCAUGUCCUCACACAUGUUCAGCAAAGCACUUUGCUCACUGAAUCCAACUCUCCAGCCCCCAAGUUUAUGAAAGGGCAAAGCACAUGAGACUGUUGAGGAAGCAGAGUCAAGCCUGUGGGCCGCCCCUCACCACCGCACUCUGUUCACUUGGGUUUCCCACAAGCUCUGGGACAGACGCUUGGCAGAGCUGCCAGAUCCCGGGGAAGGUGGUCAUGGAGCCUGCGGUCCUCUGGAGGCCCCGAAGGGAAUUCAUUAUUCCAAACAGCUGACUUCAGUAAAAACGGUCUUCGGUCCAAGUUUCCAAGGGAGGAAAAUCAAACCGUAGCUUAGAACAAAGUCUCAGGCAAACCAGAAACACGCUGGAGAAUGAAAGAAAUGCAGGUGUCAGGCAUUAAAACAAGGGCUGCUUGUGGGCCUCUCAUUAGGGAUGGGAAAAUGUAAAUGCACUAAAGUGGACCAGAGAGGAGCCAGGCUUGGACCUCGAGCCGAGUGAUGGAGCUGGGGCCAAGCUAAAGGAGGAAAAAAAAAUCUAUACUGGCCAGAGACUAAGUUAAUGGAAGAUGUAAUUGAAGCGAAUGAAUCGCUCCACCCAUAGGUGGUGUGGCCCGGUGCCCUUUGAACCACGAAGGCAAGGCAUGGGCCACCGAGGCCCUAAGGGAAAACGAGAAUUGCUUAUCUGUAAGAACAAGGGCGGGACUGAGCCUGGGAACAGAAAAGCUGCGACCAGAGCCUCCUCAAAAGCUGCAGAGGGACGGUGGUUAUUUGCAGACCUCGGGGUCCCUUAGAGGACACGGGGUCCCGCAGCGUCUGGCACGUGUUGGGAGCGGCGUCCCCGGGAGUGUGGGCUAAGCUGUCAGCAGCAAGGACUCUGCACCCAGCCAAGGUAGCCACUGCUGAAGAGUGUCUGGUAAACGCAGUGGGAAUGAACCGCUACACCAUAGAUGUCUCCUCCACUGCCUUUAGCCACAGGGGCUCUGUGACCCACUCUUCCUCGCUGUACUACAAGAGGCUGAACUCUGGAGACAGUCACCUCGUGGGAGGCCCCGCCACUACCACCAGUGGUUCCCGUACCAACCCUGUGCCCUCUGGAGGUUCAUCAACACCUGGGCUGAGGCUCCCAGCUUCCAGCCCCAAGAGGAAUGGUACAGCCAUCGAAGGAAACAGAUGUGCCCCGAGCCCAUCUCCAGAGAUACAGGAUACCAGGAGGCCAAGCAGCAGGAAUCCUUCUACCUGGACCGUGGAGGACGUGGUCCGGUUUGUGAAAGAUGCAGACCCUCAGGCCCUGGGGCCUCAUGUGGAGCUCUUCAGAAAGCAUGAGAUUGAUGGCAAUGCCUUGUUGUUGCUAAGGAGUGACAUGAUCAUGAAAUACCUGGGACUGAAGCUGGGCCCCGCGCUGAAACUCUGCUAUCACAUUGACAAGCUGAAGCAAGCUAAGUUCUGAAGUCCUUACGAGCUGGAAACGAAACCCCAGAUCUCAAGGUUCUGUCUGCCAGAGCAGCAGUCGGCCAACGUCACGGGCUGACAGCCCCAAAGACUGGGUCUUUUUUAUAAAACGUGUGCAUCCUUGCCUUUUCUAACACACCAAGUGGUCCCUUUCAGAGACUCACAUGUGUGUGCGCUGGGCUUGUCAGAAAGAUCACAGAAAGCCUAUUACAUUGAAUGUUCUGACAUGUUGGUCACUCUUUACGGGUGCUAUUUGUGCCAUGACAGAGUGAAUAACUGAAUGUUGUCACCCAAGAAGAGUCCUGGGGAGUCUUAAGAAGGACCCUGUAGGGGCUGGGGAUUUAGCUCAGUGGUAGAGCACUUACCUAGGAAGCGCAAGGCCCUGGGUUCGGUCCCCAGCUCCGAAAAAAAGAACCAAAAAAAAAAAAAAAAAAAAAGAAGGACCCUGUCCCUGCAGAGGCUGUGGGGAUGCUGUCCCGGGAGGUAGUGGCAACCUCUCCCUGUUCCGGGGACGGUGGCAAUCCCUCCCUGUUCUGGGAACUGAGCGUCACUGGACUCAGCUCUGGAAGUUGUCUUCUCAUGACUGCCUCGCCUUGCACUAUCUGGAAAACUUGAAUUUUUGUUGCUUUUUUUUUUUUUUUUUUUUUUUUGUCUGUUCGUUUGUUUUUGUUUUUCUCUGUCAAAGAGAAAGAGGAAAGGAUAUUUUCCGGGCUCUAGCUACUGAAGUACUUCGUUGCUCCACCAGAGGGCAGACUGCUAAUGAGCUUUCAGGAUGUACAGACUGCAUGGCUGGGGUAGGGUGUUUAUAAGCAAGAUCUAGGCUGCACAGGGACAGGGGACGAAUUCCACACUCAGCACCCCAGGUUGCCAGUUGGGAAGAAAUCGUGCUCCAUCAGGGUCCAACUCAUAUCCAUUCCUUACUGACCGACUUGUACAAAUUCAGAAGCAACCAUCUGCCUAAACAAAGACCUGGUGACCCUUCCCUCCCAGAGUCUCACUGAGGCUCCAAUGGGACGACGUGCUGAAGAAUCUUGGUGACACUUAGCUAUGGGUGUUUCUUGGGAAAAAUGGGGGUGGGGGUGGGGUGGGAACUGUCUGAGCAAAGUUUGAAAUGGUACAUGCUGAUUUCUAGUUACAUGACCGCACUCUGUAGCUGGGUCUGCGGCUAAUUUUUCUAGUCUUCAACAAAUACGUGGACAUGUUUUUAUUGGGUUUAAUUCAAUUUACAAAUAGGUUUCUACUCUUCACUGUGAAAUAAUGGGAAAAAAUUGAUUUUCUACCCUUUGCAGCUGUGUCCAGAGGAGGGGGGAUGGGGCCAUGGUUUCCUCGGCAGAAGGGUGACCUCUUUGAUGCUAUUCUUUAUGGAAUCCUUCCCCCACUCCCUUUGUUUAUUCUCGAUGAAUAGAGAACUCAUGGGCACAUCCUUUUCCAUAAGGCACAUCUGGGGAAGGUGAGGGUUAAGGGUAACCCUGGCUGUCCCAUGACAAUGGUAUGAGUUUUAAAAAGGUUUCUUCCCCCAGGUUGCAGUCGGAGCAUGGUCUAGCUGGCAAGGGUAGCCAGACGUCCUGGUCUCUAACAAGACAGACGUAGUCUCUUGGACAGAUCUACCCAUUGUACCAAUCAGUUAGAAUUUAGGUGAAGAACACGGGACACAUUCCAUGCUGUGCUAUAAGGGCCCCCUUUGAUGUUCCCUGUUUGUGGGAGUAUGACCCUGUAAGGUCUGUGUUACGUAUACACCAGUGGUUGGGUUUAAGUACGACAGAGAAGGAGAAAAAAAUGUCCCAAAGCUUCCCGCUGAAUGGAACUUGAUCAGGUUGUGGAUGAGCCGGAUGUCUGUUAUUUUUAGCACGAGGCAGAAAUGACCUUGAAAUAGACCUUGGAGAGACUCUUCAAAAUGUUAAAGCAAUGAGCAGACUCUACCUUGAAGAAGAUUGUUAAUGCUGGGUGCUCGAUGCUGUUCUGAAGUUAGAUCCUUGUCUCAAAAAGCACCAGACAAUUCCCAUGUACAGAGUUGCUGGGGGGAAAGCAUCGAGAUUAGAAAAGUCGCUUCUCGAAAGCAUUUGCCCCUCAAAAGCGUUUGCCCCUCCCUGUAGGCUCAUGGUGCGGCUUCCAGGGACACAGGCUCCUGAAUGACUAGCAGUAUUGAGCUUGCCAAACGCCCUGCCUAAACUGACCCAUGUCUCACUGGUGCCCCAAAUUAAAAUAAGGCCGAACAAGUCAGGGGAGGCCUCAAGCAGUUUUUGAAAGAGAGCUAGGUUCAAGUCUGUGGAAGAACUGGAGCUCUGUCCCCAGACAUGAUGUCUUAUUUCACAUGAAGCCUUAAAUUAGCUCAAUUGUAGGAUUCCAGACAUUUAAGGUUUGGCCAAACAAAACAAAACAAAGCACCAGGAAGCAAUCUCAUUAGUCUGGGAACGAAGGCUGACAUAUCACAGAAGACCCGGCGAAACCAAUUCUUCUUGCCCGUUUUCUCAUGGAAUCUAAUUAGUUGACCAAAUCACUGUAGCAAUACUGUAAGUAUAAUUAAUUUCCAUCCCUCUCAAAAAUCUUGUCAGACAGCGCAACUAAGUAGCUUCUCAAAUGUAGAACAUGCAAGGCUAUUUCCUCUGAGCAGACCUUCAGGGGUCAGGCCAUCCGGGUUACCCUGGCCCGAAUGAGAGAGACUUAAACUCAUAUCUGACGGUUCACACACUCGCUGUGUCUGCCGCACAGCUUGGCCUCAGGUUGUGGUGGGUAAUGAUCACAUUUUGCAUAAUUCCAAAUUAAAGAGUGUGGGUGCCCGUGCUCCGAACAUUUCCAAUUACACUUGGAAACACUUGGUGGGGGGAUCAAGGGACAAUUCAGUGGCCUAAAGCAUUUUAAAUGUUUUAUGAAACACAUUAUUCCUGUUGUGAAGAUUUUAAAUAAAAGGUGUGGCCUGUGUGUGUCUCUGUGUGUGCCUGUGUGUGUGUGUCUAUGUCUCUGUGUAUCUAUGUGUGUCUCUGUGAGUGUCUGUGUCUGUAUCUAUGUGUGUCUAUGUGUGUGUGUGUCUGUGCCUGUCUGUGUGUGCCUUUCCCUGUCUGUGCCUUUGUGUGUGUAUGUGUUUGUGUGUGUAUGUGUAUGGUAUAUGUGUGUCUGUGUAUCUGUGUGUCUCUGUGUAUGUCUGUCUGUGUCUGUGUGUGUGCCUGUGUGUGUGUAUGUCUGUGUAUGUGUCUGUCUGUGUGUGUCUGUGUGUGUAUAUGUGUAUGUGUCUAUGUGUGAGUAUGUGUGUCUAUGUGUAUAUAUAUAUGUGUGUGUGUGUCUGUGUGUGUGUGAGUGUGUGUCUGUGUGUAUAUGUGUCUGUGUGAGUGUGUGUCUGUGUGUGUGAGUGUGUGUCUGUGUGUAUAUAUGUGUGUGUCUCUGUGUAUGUGAGUGUGUAUAUGUGUGUGUCUGUGUGUGUGUGUAUAUAUAUGUGUGUUUGUGCCUGUGUGUGAGUGUGUGUCUGUGUGUGUAUAUAUGUGUGUGUGAGUGUGUGUCUGUGUGUGUAUAUAUGUGUGUGUGUGUCUGUGUGUGUAUAUGUGUGUAUGUGAGUCUCCUACACUGGAGUUGGAAAAUCUAAGAAGUGGCGGGAGUAUAGCCGCUAUUGCAUGUUCUUAAAUAUCUUUCCAGCUUGGUAACAAACGUGGAGGCACUACACAGUCUAAUCUUCCUACCAGCUGUUACUUGUAGGCGUCCCCUCUUACUGUAGCACGGCCUGUCCUGGGACAGCUAGGUAACCAGAACAGUUCUGGGGCCUGGGUUCGGCUGAGUGGAAAUGCCAGACCUGAGGACCUGGAUAUCUGAGAAAGGCGUACUGGGGAGUCCUGGCCAGGAGCAGCUGCCUAAGGGUUUCGGUUAUGUCUGCCCGGGAGGACACAGGCCUGUUAUUUCUCUUCCACAAGAUUGUCAUUUCUUUCCCCUUUCAGAAGAAAUAAAAGAGCAGAGAACACCUCAGAAAAAACUGUGUUCAGAAUUGAAAACUUGGGAAGGGAGGCUGGGCUGAGAGGUUGAGAAACAAACAGAACAUACAGAAUUAUACAUUUCUUAGGAAAAUAGUGCAAUACCAUGUGUGCUCACUGCCCCUGCUCACGACACAGCCACAACCCAAUGAUGUCACAGAAUACUUCUUUAAAUUAAAAUGGUUUAAAUUAAAA